Messenger RNA from Hevea brasiliensis (rubber tree), 1990 nucleotides. Its product is annotated as CBL-interacting serine/threonine-protein kinase 25. Gene Ontology annotation, biological process: signal transduction; protein phosphorylation. The record is from RefSeq and is a predicted model, not a curated record. Gene Ontology annotation, molecular function: protein kinase activity; ATP binding. Lineage: Eukaryota; Viridiplantae; Streptophyta; Magnoliopsida; Malpighiales; Euphorbiaceae. The transcript has a single exon. Bases 464 to 1810 code for a protein of 448 amino acids.
AUCGAAAUUUUGAAUGAUUAGAGUGUCUUUUCUUAAUUUGCGGCCUUUCCCCAUAAAUUUUAAAAAAUAUAUAUUGAUUUUUUUCAUUCCGUGUGCGGUGUGCCCCUUGCGGCUCUUCCAAGGUUUCCUGUAAGCAAAAUACUAGGUGCUCCAAUGUCUAGAGUACAGUUUUUUGCCUUCUCCUCUUCUAUAUCUGUUGCAAUCCACACUUUCUUCUGACAAUUCUUUUGAAACCUCGCAUUAGUAAUCAACCCAUUUAAUGGAAUCCAUUCAAAUCAGUAUAUCAGCUGUUCUUUCCUGGAUCCCUUUACACUGUUCAUCUACUCCUGUAAAUAGAGCCUCCCAGCUUCCAAAUUGAUGCAAGAAUCGUUUUAUUCUGAUAUUCCUGCAUAUUACCUUUUGAGUUGAAAUUGAAGAAAGAAAGAAAGAAGAAAUUUUUAUUUUUAUUUUUAUUUUUUGAGUUAUGGAAGAAAGACAUGUUCUGUUUGACAAGUACGAGAUGGGCAGGUUGUUGGGGAAGGGGACUUUUGCCAAGGUCUACUAUGGCAAGAACAUGGCAACUGGAGAAAGCGUAGCAAUCAAAGUAAUCAAUAAAGAUCAAGUCAAAAAGGAAGGGAUGAUGGAGCAGAUCAAGCGAGAAAUCUCCGUUAUGCGACUAGUUCGACACCCAAAUAUAGUGGAGCUUAAAGAAGUGUUGGCUACAAAAACCAAGAUCUUCUUUGUUAUGGAGUAUGUCCGCGGCGGCGAGCUCUUCGCUAAGGUAGCAAAAGGGAGGCUCAAAGAAGAUGCCGCUCGCAAGUACUUUCAACAGCUAAUCAGUGCGGUCGAUUUCUGCCAUAGCAGAGGCGUUUCUCACCGAGACUUGAAGCCAGAGAAUCUGUUAUUAGAUGAAAAUGGAGAUCUCAAAAUCUCUGAUUUUGGGCUAUCAGCCUUGCCGGAACAAUUACUCAACGAUGGGCUCCUCCAUACGCAGUGCGGGACUCCAGCGUAUGUGGCGCCGGAGGUUCUGAGAAAGAAGGGAUACGACGGAUCCAAAGCCGAUAUAUGGUCAUGUGGGGUAAUCCUUUAUGUUCUCCUGGCUGGAUUCUUGCCAUUUCAAGAUGAGAAUGUCAUGAAGAUGUAUAGAAAAAUUUUCAAAGCAGAAUUUGAAUGUCCGCCAUGGUUUUCCACCGAAGCUAAGCGCUUGAUUUCCAGACUUCUGGUUGCUGACCCAGAAAGAAGAAUCACCAUACCAGCGAUAAUGCGAGUUCCCUGGUUUCGAAAGGGAUUUACAAGACCAUUAGCUUUCUCCGUCAGAGAAAUAUCAAACCCAGAUAAAACAGAAGAGGAAGACGAAUCUUUAUCUGCAGUGAUGACUAAAGUUUCCUCCCCAAAAUUCUUUAACGCUUUCGAGUUCAUUUCCUCGAUGUCUUCUGGGUUUGAUUUGUCGAGUCUAUUCGAGAACAAGAGGAAAACAGGGUCUAUGUUCACCUCCAAAUUCUCGGCAAAUGCAAUCAUGAACAAGAUUGAAGGGAUUGCAAACGGGUUGAAUUAUAAGGUAGCAAAGGUCAAAGAUUUCAAAAUGAGAUUGCAAAGCCCGUCGGAGGGAAGGAAAGGGCGGCUAUCUGUCACAGCCGAGGUGUUCGAGGUAGCUCCAGAGGUCGCCGUCGUGGAAUUUUCCAAGUCGGCCGGCGAUACUUUGGAGUAUGCCAAGUUCUGCGACGAAGAUGUUAGGCCUGCAUUGAAAGACAUUGUCUGGACAUGGCAAGGCGACACCGUUUGUAAUAGCAACGCUGGCGGGGGAGACUCUGACAAUCAAACGUCAUUGUAGAAAGGUUUAUACUAAUUGUAAUUAUAAUUAAAAUUAGGGUUUUUACUUUUUAUUUUUUUUCCCCUCAAUUUGGCUUGACAUUUUCCUUUUUGGGCCUGCGGAGUGAAGAUAGGUUUUUGGUUUUUGACAUGUGAUCUGUAAAUAAGCUGUGAUUAGCAAGUUAAUGUAUGGAUUUGGAUA